UAUCGUUUUUGUGCAUCCCAUCUUCGCCGGGCGGGAUUUCCGCAAUAAUAUCAAGUAUGGCGAAAACAUACGAUUAUUUGUUUAAAUUACUGCUAAUCGGGGACUCCGGUGUCGGCAAGACCUGUGUCCUCUUCAGGUUUUCAGAAGACGCCUUCAACUCAACGUUUAUCUCAACAAUAGGUAUUGAUUUCAAGAUUAGGACAAUAGAGCUUGAUGGCAAGAAGAUAAAGUUACAGAUAUGGGAUACAGCUGGUCAGGAACGUUUCAGAACAAUCACAACCGCCUACUACAGAGGAGCAAUGGGCAUCAUGCUUGUCUACGACAUCACAAAUGAGAAGUCUUUUGAAAAUAUCAAAAACUGGAUAAGGAACAUAGAGGAACAUGCAUCAUCUGAUGUGGAGAAGAUGGUUCUUGGCAAUAAAUGUGACAUCAAUGACAAGAGGCAGGUGUCCAAAGAUAGGGGAGAAAAGCUUGCACUAGAGUAUGGGAUCAAGUUCAUGGAGACCAGUGCAAAGGCCAACAUCAAUGUGGAAAAUGCAUUUUUGACACUUGCCAGAGACAUCAAAUCAAAGAUGGACACAAAAAUGGAAGCCAACACCCCUCAGGGUGGCAGUCACGGAGUCAAGAUCUCAGAACCACAGAAAAAGACCAGUUUCUUCCGCUGCAGCUUACUCUGAGUACCAAAGCCUUCCAUGCUGGCUACAGGCUGGCCAGACACAAUUUGACUGUGCUUGCUCUCAGAACUUCCUGCUCUUUUUUUUCCUAUUCUUCCCAACCAUGGCCUCUCCCGGUUCAUCCGGUCUGCAAAAACCACUAUUGUCAAUAAGUGGAGGACUUCCCCUCCUCUCUUCCUUUUCUGAUGGCUUCCAGAGGUGCGCCGCUUCCAUAUUUAGAAGAUAACUUGUCUUCGCUUUUCAGAGUUUUUAACUGACAAAUGACUCAAACCCGAACGUGGUCCACGUGUUCUCUGUUACAGAAUCUGGGCGUCUUGUAUUUCUUACAGUCAGUAGCAGAACCAAUGACAAAAGAUACUUACAUCAUUAUAAUAUUUUUGAAUUGGAAUGCAGAAGUGGGGUUUUGAUCCAUUUUUAAUGGCACUCUUUGGGUUGUUGUGUUACAUGUGGCUGAGUAGGGACUGAUGGUCCUGAAAUUCAGUAAGAGUUGCACUUUUCUCAUAUCAGCAGCUGAAGUCAUAUCAAGCUGUAUAAAGUCAAUUCGAAAUCAGUUGGAAGGAUUUUUCAUUUGUUCUCUUUUAAUUUGUUUGUUGUUCUCGACAAUCAUCUGAUGUGACGCCUCUGAUCACUGCCUCCAAACAAUUUUUUUAGCCGUAGAUUUUAAGUUUUGGCAAUAUAUGGUCUGUGUUGUCUCAGUAAGAGGUGGCAUAUCCCUGUAAAGGGUCUCUGAAGUAGUAAACCAUAUAGUCGUAGAGAUGCACUGAUCAGGCUUUUACUGGUCAAAAUCAGUUUCUGGUUUUAUUAAGGUCGGACCUGCUGAUGCCAAUUUUCUUUUUAAAAAAAAUGUAAUGCAGAAAGGAGCCGAAACUGUUCCGCAGGUUCCAUGAUAGAGGUUAAAGCAAUUGUAGAAACAAUAUUGUUCUGUUAGCUAUUUAAGUUUCAUUUUAGGGACACUUCAAAUUAAAAAAAACGGUUGGAAUAGCUGAAGUGGCCUAAACAGAUGCAAUUAUACUCAAGACAGAGUAAUAAACUCUUAUAUAAUACUCUCAGCAGAGAAAAAGAAACAUUCAGUUCUUCAGACUUGAAUUUCAUCACCAUCUACGUUUGAAAGUCCCACAUUCAUGUUGUCAUGGUGCUUUAUACCAUCAUUUGAAAGACUAAUCCCAAAACCCGAAAUCAUCAGAGCUGUUAUCUGCCACACCUAACUUAAAUCUUUAAGAUUAAACCCUAAAAAUCAUUAGGAGAAAAUGUUAUCAGAACAGACGUCUUCAGAUGUUCAAGAGAAAACCAGCUCUACGUUUUACCUCCUUAGGUUAAAUCUGCUUAUAUUAAAGCCUUUCUUUAUAUGGGUAGCUGGUUGAAGGUGAGCUUGAUGCCUUUCAUCAAUGGGCGGAUUACUGUGAAUGACUGAGCAUAAACAGACAUAACAUGUUUUUCUGAAAGAAAAGGGCAGAAAUAGAAUAUUUAAACAUCAUGUUUUAAGUUGGCAGGAGAAUAGGAAGCGCUGCUUUAUUAACUUCCUGUUUAGACCGAGAUGUUUUUGCUUUCUGUGUGGUUUUCUUUAAACAAAAUGGCAGGAACUGCAUUGCUGGUGAUUGAUUUUUGGACAAAGUACAGCAGCCAGCCUGACAGUGUUUUUUGCCAGCAUUCAGCAGUGUAGCAGAUACACCUUCGUCUUUAUCCUCAAAUGUCAAAACUCGUAUUAUAAUCUACAUUGAAAUCUGGAGAUGUGACUCAGAAGAGGUGUUGAACAUUUACAACCCCAGCCACAUUAGUUUUUCAACAGCAAGGUUCCCAAAGUCUGUGGAAGAGAAACGGACCCAGAGCAUCACACAUCCUCCACCGUGCUUAACAGGGAGCAUGAGGUGCAAAAGGUAGAAAGUAUUGAAUUUCCUUACAGCGUUUUCCAGUUCUGGAAAACUACGGAAAGCUGUAAAUGGACUAUGGGGAAAAAUAGUUGUAUUCUCAGACUUUAUUCCCUGUCACAUGAUCUAAAAUUUGUACCCAUUCAACUAUUUGUUGUCCACCAUGCAUCUGUUUAUCCAUCACUUUGUCCAUGCAAUUAUCCAUUCUAUAUUUUAAACCUGACCACAGUAGUAGGAGCCACUGAAAACUCCUAGUAUGCUAAAAUGGUGGACUAAAUUGAAUGUUGAAGUUUAAAUGUUGGAGUCUGGAAAAGUUUGGGAUUUUGGCAUGAAAGGUGCGCAGGAAGUCUGUCCACACCUGCAGUGUUAGUGGCUAAAAUGCUCAAUCUUAGUCUCAUCUGACCAAAGUGCACUGUUCCAGUUAAAGUCCAUGUAGAGCUUCACAUCUUUACGACUGAUGCUAGGACAGAUGAUGCUUAUUUGGCAUGCCUUUAAAAAGCAGCUUUUUGACCUGAAGAUGGUUUUCAUUGUUGUUGUCGAGAUGAUGACCAAAAUAUGCAGAUCUCUCACCCGCUCCAUAAAUGUACUCAACUUAAAGGUUAGAUAUCUCUAAACUGUUCAGUGGAAUUAUUCUACUGCAGUAGAAAACUAGUUUAUGUUACACAUCUUUUUCAUGGGUGUCCUUGGGAAUCAGCUCCAGAUGUCCUUCAAGUUAAAUGACCUCUCUGGUUAUUAGAUGGUUCAGAUGAUCACCACAUGAGUUCACCCAAUUUCCCAUAGAGCUCUCCCAGCACUUUACAAGUAAAUCGUGUUGUCUGUGUAGUCUGUGCCAAGUGAUGGCUUCGCAAUGUAACAACACAGUGUUGAUCUGUUGAGUCUUUGUAUUAUAAAGCCGUGUAAUACCAAAAUUUAACUGGAACAAGUGAUCCACCAUUCUCAUAUUGUAGUCUUUCACUUUGUAGCAUUUGCUUGUAAUUUAUGUAAACUGAUGUAAAUCCAGUAUGUAGGUGUAGAAUAGAGGAGUUUUAAGCUAAAGCCUGCCAAUUUAUUCUAGAAAGGUAAUAUUUCUGCUCUGCUCUCAUCAAAGCAGGUUCAAAUUAAGCUCAUUUCAGAUAUUCAGUUCCAUGUUUAGUUGUAGCCCUCAUGUUUGAUGGCUAGAUGGCUCUAUAGCAGCAGUAUGCCGGUUAGCUAAACCACCUAAACACAUUUGAGUCGCAUUUAAUUAAAUUGAGAAAACAAAAAAAGCAGAGUUAAUUGAAAUAUGUUCUUUUUAAUGUAUUUGCUUCAGUUUCGGCCUUUUCCUUUAUUACCUCGUUUACAUUCCUACAUCAGUUGCUCUUCUGGAAGUUCCUACACCCACAAUAUUUAGAAAGGCAUUUUUCUGGUUUGGUCGAGCCUUUUGUAAGGAUCAAAGAAAAAUCCGGGACCUCAUGAUUACUAGGACCAUUUGUCUUAACUGUCAGCUCUCAUAGCUGAGCUAUGCAUGGUGAAUCUUGGACCUUUACACCCCUACUGUUGGAUUUAUGGGCUUUGUUCCAUAUAAUGUUUAUUUAGUCACUUAUUGAGCCAAAAACAGGUCAUGCUCAUUUGGAAGCUGCUUGUUGAACUAAACUUCUAGCAGGUUUUUUUUUUUAGCAGAGAUGAAACGGCGCUGGUAUGUUGCUUGAGUAGUUUAAGGUGAUAAUAACCAUGGAGAGCAGAUGUUGGACCCAAAAUCUGUACUUUUAUUUUUUUUCAUGGAUUGAUGCUUCUUCUUUUUUUUUUAUUUCACUUCUUCUUAAGAUUCCGGUCACAUGUUGUAAUAAAGCAAACACGUAUCUUUAGCUGUCACGUUUUCAUUGUCUGUUGGGAAAUUUACAGGGAGAUGUUUUGAGCGGGAAAAUAUAUAAAUAUCAUUGAAUAUUGAAAAAUAAAUCUAUAUAAACUGUACUGUACUUUCUAAACCCAUAAGAAAUGUAUCUACAAACUGUAGAUAUGUGUACUUUUGAUUUAAUAAAAAAGAUCUAAAAAUG
Molecule: messenger RNA, 4551 nt
Organism: Girardinichthys multiradiatus
Lineage: Eukaryota; Metazoa; Chordata; Actinopteri; Cyprinodontiformes; Goodeidae
Product: ras-related protein Rab-8A
Exons: 8
Coding region: 57-677 (206 amino acids)
Biological process (GO): protein secretion; cellular response to insulin stimulus; regulation of exocytosis
Cellular component (GO): endosome; synaptic vesicle; plasma membrane
Molecular function (GO): GTP binding; GTPase activity
Source: RefSeq, a predicted model, not a curated record